UCGAUCACGUGGUUAUGUAUAUAAAGCGUAGUGAAGUUGAGAUCACAGGCAUACGUAAACGCCGAUCUAAAUCGUAGAAGAAAAAGAAAGUUCAAGGUUUAUUUUGAACAAUGUCAGCGAAUAUUAUUGAUACGAAAAAAGAUGCAGAAGGCAAAAACAAAAGCAAAAUUUAUUGCACAUUUUGCCCUUCAAAAAUGCUUAAUGCUGGAACAGCUAGGUUAAUAAAUAUGGAGUUUGCAUUACCUUAUAUACAUAGCAAAGGAGAUGAUAAAGAUAAUGAGUCUGAAGUUAUUUUGAAUUAUUGGUUAGUGGAAAAUAUGUUUACUUUUGAAAAUAUUGGUGUGUCACACACAGUAGAUAAUGUCAAGUACCUAGCUUGCGCUGAUUGUGAUAGGGGUCCAGUAGGGUGGCACGAUUUGUCUACCCAAAAAUCAUACAUUGCACUGUGCAGAGUCAAACAUGAAUAAAUAGGGCUAUGUAUGCUUAUUAAUAAAAUAAUUUUAUAAUUUUA
Nylanderia fulva is the source of this 511-nucleotide messenger RNA. It is a transcript of the gene strat, whose product is annotated as RAB interacting factor STRAT. Gene Ontology annotation, molecular function: zinc ion binding; guanyl-nucleotide exchange factor activity. Gene Ontology annotation, cellular component: cytosol; membrane. The record is from RefSeq and is a predicted model, not a curated record. Gene Ontology annotation, biological process: post-Golgi vesicle-mediated transport; small GTPase-mediated signal transduction. NCBI's taxonomy places the organism in Eukaryota, Metazoa, Arthropoda, Insecta, Hymenoptera, Formicidae.